This is a messenger RNA of Dioszegia hungarica, 1680 nucleotides long. RefSeq lists its product as uncharacterized. The coding region runs from base 1 to 1680 and encodes 559 amino acids. The record is from RefSeq and is a predicted model, not a curated record. The transcript is spliced from 2 exons. Gene Ontology annotation, molecular function: protein binding. NCBI's taxonomy places the organism in Eukaryota, Fungi, Basidiomycota, Tremellomycetes, Tremellales, Bulleribasidiaceae.
AUGCCACCUCCGAAGGCUUCGAAGCCAAGGAAGGGCAAGAGCGAAAGGCAAAGGGGAAAAUCGAGUCUUACAUCAGGAGGAGAUGCCGCCCCGGUGCCUGACGAGGCGCCUCUCCCCGAUCCGAUUGGCAGUCCUCCGGUCCAUGCUUUCUCACGGAGCGAGCGAGAUGAUCGACAUGACGGCCUUGCGGUGAACUUUCAGACCCUUCCGGAUGAUGUUCUGGGCCAGAUCCUUCCACUACUCGACCUCAGAGAGCUGCUGAGGGUACGGGAGGUAUCCCGAGAGUCCAAAUCAAGAAUCGAUCGCCUAGGCAUUCCACUGUACCUUGCGCGGCAUCCCCAGCAUCACAUUACCUUAUCUUGCCGGCCGAGCCAAUGGGAGCCACUCGAGCUGGUCAAGCAUCACCGCCACAUUACAAAUUCCCUCCAUGCUCGUCGGUGGCACGCUUUGCAGGUCGGCCAGACCUGGGUGCAGGCGGCGAUCCCAACGCUGAACCUCACGUCUGAGGCGCUCAUACUAGGCGUGGGUGGUACGCUGGUGAUCCACCCUCUGUCGCCGAAUGGAGCGGGACGGUCGGUCGGGCGGGCCAAAGAGUACCCGGUGGCGCCAAAGUUCUCUGGAAGCAGAGCCGACAUUGUCGGCGUGCAUGUCCUUCCGGAUAGCCAGCUCGCGGUCGCCCAGUACGAUGGGGUCGUGCAGCGUUUCAUGGUACCGGAUCAGCCGAACUGGAACGGCGGACUAUACUCGACCGCGCACUUUCCCCACCCAAAAGGGUCGAACAUACACACCAUGACGGGUUGCGGUGAUGCGCUCCUCACCACGACAUCAAGUGGGCUGGUCUCGCUUUGGAACGCGCGGUCCCCAUGGCAAGCCCCAGCCACGCUCACCCUUCCCCCUACAACCCGCGCCUGGUCUACCCUUCUGACGCCCAGCUUCGCCUACCUUGGACUGCACGAUCGGAUCGCUAUCCACGCCGUCAACCCCUCCUCCAUCUCAUCUACCCCCUUUCGUAGUCUGGCCGGCCCAGAUCUUCCCUCCGCGUCGUCCGCAUACUCACUCCGCCUCCCACCCCCCACCUCCAUCCACAACCCCUCCAUUCUACUCUCGGCGUGGUACGAUUCCCACCUCCGGAUGCACGACCUCCGCUCCCCCUCUCCGUCCGCCGUGCAAACCUUCUCGGACCCCUGGACCUGGGCAGACGGAAGCGCCAUGUACUCUACAGCCUUCCUGGCCGAGUAUCACAUAGCGGGCGGGGGCGCGCGGCACGGCACAGUCUCCCUCUUUGACACCCGCUUCCCCAAGUCGGGCUGGUCUUGCUUCUCUCCAGGAGGGAAGGGAUCGCCCGUGUAUGCGAUGGAAGGUGAAGGAGGAAGAUUAUGGGGAGUGACGGAGAAAAGGGCGUUCGUGCUAGCCUUUGACGGGUCGGCGGCGCCAACAGCGGAAGGAGGCGCGGGAGGCGGGCUCGUGGAGUACACGGCGAGGGCGAGGCGGACGAGAGUUGUUGAGAAGCCGAAUGGGCGUAAUAAGAAGGGCAGGGAUUGGGGCUGGUCGGUCAAGCCGCGAGAGGUGGAUCGAGGGAGAUAUGGGGAUGGCGAGGAGGAACAGGGAGAGAGUGCGGUGGGGUAUGAUCAUAAUGAAGGGGGAGGGGUCAAGCUGUUUGACUCCAUUGCUGUACCUUAA